This is a messenger RNA of Cuscuta campestris, 2501 nucleotides long. The record is from the annotation of a GenBank genome assembly. Lineage: Eukaryota; Viridiplantae; Streptophyta; Magnoliopsida; Solanales; Convolvulaceae.
AACGAGGAAGAGAUCUAUCAUCUAUGGCGAAACACAAAAAAGCUACUCCGUAAUUUACUGCAAAAAUUUCAUAUCCUCUGAAUUCCUGAUACUCCAUCACAACCAGCAAUCAACAUAAUUCUUCAUAUUCCUUCAACGCAAUUAAAGAGGCAAUUCAGGAAUGGAGGCUUCGCAGGGCGGGGGAGGAUCAGAGCGGGAGAAGUCCAGCUCCACGAAACCGCCGUCUGCUACUCCGGCCGCCGCUGUCGCUAGCUUCUGGAAGGACUUUGAUUUGGAGAAAGAAAAGAGUAUACUAGACGAACAAGGUCUUAGAAUUGCUGAAAACCAGGAGAAUAGUCAGAAAAACCGUCGAAAGCUUGCAGAGAGCACACGAGAUUUCAAAAAAGCACCAAAUGAAGAGAAAUUGAGCUUAUUCAACUCUUUACUUAAGGGUUACCAAGAAGAGGUUGAUAAGCUUACCAAAAGAGCAAAAUUUGGGGAAAAUGCUUUUCUUAACAUUUACCAAAAACUAUACGAGGCACCAGACCCUUUUCCAGUUAUUGCUUCAAUUUCUGAAAAAGAUUCAAAAUUAUCUGAAUUGGAGUCUGAGAAUCGCAAAAUGAAGGUAGAGCUUGAAGAGUAUCGUAUGGAGGCAACUCACCUAAAGAACCAACAAGCAACAAUAAGGAGGCUUGAAGAUCGUUGCCGCCAAUUAGAACAACAGAUGGAAGAAAAAGUGAAGGAAAUUGUGGAGAUUAAACAACGCAGUUUGGCAGAAGAAAACCAGAAAACCUUGGAGGUUCUGAAGGAGAGGGAGCAAGUAUUGCAGGAUCAACUACGGCAGGCUCAAGAUAGUGUUUCCACCAUGCAAAAAUUGCAUGAACUUGCACAGAGCCAGUUGUUUGAAGUUCGUGCUCAGUCAGAGGAAGAGAGAGCAGCAAAGCAAUCAGAAUUCAAUCUCUUGAUGGAUGAAGUUGAACGGGCUCAAGCUCGCCUGAUGAGUCUUGAGAGAGAAAAGGGAUUGUUGCGUUCCCAGUUACAAUCAGCUAAUGAAGACAAUGAUGAAAGGAAAAGCGAAAGUUUGGAUGCAAAUAGCAUCCUUGAAAACUCCAUGAGUGCCAAAGACAAGUUAAUCUCUGAAUUAAAUGCGGAACUUCAUAAUUUGGAGAAUACCUUAUCAAAUGAGCGAGAACAACACUUGAAUGAGAUGAAGAAGCUGCAUGCCCUCCUUCACGAAAAGGAUGUCUCUCUAGAAGAAACAAAGAAGGAACUCCAAACAAGACCAACACUUAAGCUAGUGGAUGACUUGAGAAAGAAAGUAAAAAUUUUACAGGCAGUUGGCUACAACUCAAUUGAGGCCGAAGAUUGGGAAGCUGCUACAAGUGGAGAAGAGAUGAGUAAACUUGAGUCAUUACUUCUUGACAAGAACCGAAAAAUGGAGCAUGAGUUGACACAGUUAAAGGUCAAGCUCUCAGAAAAGACUUCGUUGCUGGAAUCGGAUCAAGCUAAAAUUACUGAUCUAAAUGCUAAGGUCAACGAACAACAACAACUAAUCCAGAAGCUAGAGGAUGAUAUACUAAAGGGUUAUAGUUCGAAAGAAAAAAAGAGUAAAAUCUUUGAAGAGUGGGAUCUGUCAGAGUCUGGAGGAACUGAGCAAUCUGAGACUGAAGAACAAAAACGUGCUCAGUCAGAUCAAGAUCAAAGCUCAAUGCUUAAGGUGAUUUGCAGCCAACGAGAUCGCUUCAGGACACGAUUACGGGAGACUGAAGAGGAAAUAAGGCAGCUGAAGGAGCAGAUAGGGAUUUUGACGACAGAACUUGAAAAAUCUAAAGCAGACAAUGUUAAACUUUAUGAAAAGAUACGAUUUGUCCAGGAUUACAACUCGGAGAGAAUUAUUUCAAGAGGAGCAAAGAAGCAUGCUGAAGAUUUAGAAAGUGGUUUCAGCUCUGAUGUGGAAUCCAAGUACAAAAAGAUGUAUGAGGAUGACAUAAAUCCAUUUGUUGCAUUCUCAAGGAAGGAAAGAGAUCAAAGAUACAAGGAGUUGGGCUUGAGAGAUAAAAUUACUCUUAGUAGUGGACGUUUCCUUCUGGGUAACAAAUACGCCCGAAGUUUUGCGUUCUUCUACACCAUUGGAUUGCAUAUUUUAGUAUUCACCUGCCUUUACAGGAUGUCUGCAUUGAGCAAUCUCAGCAAUGUUUCUGAAGAUAAGAUUAUGGAUCUUCCUCAUCCAGAAUAGUGCCUUUUGUUCCUUCCUACUGUGAGAGCAACCUUAACAAGUUCACACAGUGCAAAUAUGAAACAUGUAUUUUCUGGCAUUUGACCUUCACUGUAAAUGUUGAAUAUUUUAUGAGUUUAUACUCCACAGGGUAUGAUUAUGGACUGGCAUAUCAUACUCUCUCUGCCCUGAUUAAGUUCUCGCUUUGACUUUUUCAGUCAAAGUUUACUAACUUUUACUGUUAAUUAUUUGAGAAAUCAUGUAGCAUUAGUUUAUGAAAUGAAAAUACUAAAAAUAAUUGUUCAUU